AUGUUAACUUUAGGGCAGAUGGAUGGUACUAGGCAGAGUGCAUUCCUCCUCAGCAGCCCACCCUUGGCUGCUCUGCACAGCAUGGCAGAGAUGAAAAACCCCUUGUACCCGGCCUAUGCCCUUCCAGGACAGCCUUGUUCAUCCUCUACUUCUUCAUCAUCUUCUUCUUCGUCAUCUUCCUCAUCACCAUCCCCUCCACUGGGUUCCCCAACUCUAAAACACUCUUCUUGCUUAUCUCCUUCCACUGGAGGGCUUUCUUCGUUGGGGACCCCUCCACCCCAAAUUUCAGCAGCCACCCCUCAUGGGAUCAAUGACAUCCUUAGUCGCCCAAUAGUCUCAUGUCUGCCCUCCCUGGCUGGGGCAACUCUUACGCCUUCAACUGCUGUAUCAUCUGCUACUGUUGCUUCUACCACCUCUCCUGCUGGUCUCCUGGCUGGUCUCCCUCGCUUCAGCAGCCUGAGCCCCCCUCCUCCUCCACACCAUGGGCUUUACUUUAGUCCCAGUGCUGCAGCUGUGGCUGUAGCUCGCUACCAAAAACCCAUGACUGAUCUCCCAGGGAGAACCCCGAUCUUCUGGCCCGGAAUGAUGCAGAGCCCCCCAUGGAGAGAUGCUAGACUUGCCUGCGUCGCCCAUCAGGGCUCUGUUUUACUGGAUAAAGAUGGCAAGAGGAAGCACACAAGACCCACAUUCUCAGGACAACAGAUAUUUGCUCUAGAAAAGACAUUUGAGCAGACAAAAUAUUUAGCGGGUCCCGAGAGAGCCAGGCUGGCAUAUUCACUGGGAAUGACUGAGAGUCAAGUCAAGGUGUGGUUCCAGAACAGAAGGACCAAGUGGAGGAAGAAGCAUGCUGCUGAGAUGGCCACAGCUAAGAAGAAGCAGGAUACUGAGACAGAGAGGCUUAAAGGGGUUUCUGAAAACGAAGAGGAUGAUGAUGACUACAACAAGCCCUUAGAUCCUAACUCAGAUGACGAGAAAAUCACUCAGCUUCUGAAGAAACAUAAGUCCAACAGUUCACUGCUCUUGCAACAGUCUGAGAAUGAUAGCUCCUCUUAGAGCUCCGCAGGCAUCCCACGUGACAGGGACAACUAGACUAUUGAAGAGGACCCUAUGUAAUACAAAUGGAUGUGAAGGGCCAGCAAGAUCUACAGAUCUAUAGAUCUUCCUUCUACAUCUUAUGGACUCAUCAAUACACGCAGCACUGCCCAUGGCAACAAAAGACUUUUUAUUUUCUGAGAUGUAUAUAUAUUUUUCUAAACUCUUAAGACAAUGAGGAAAUGGAAGACUUCAAUACAGUUAUCAAUGUACCAGACUGAUGUUUUGUUAUGAUUGAUGGCUGUUCCUGUAUAAAGCAGUUCACAGAAAAUGAAAGGGAAUGAGACCACGAUCUCUUUGGAUGCCAAUAUAAUUCCCUAAUAUAAAUAAAGAAAAUAUAAUAGAUUAAAUAAGACAUAGUCUGCUAAAGAAAUAGCAGGGCUAUGGAAAUAAUCACUAAAUCAAACCCAUGAAGGCUUUUGUAAAUAAUUCCUGAGUCACACUGUCCGGAGGUAACCCCUCUGACUGUUUAAAUGUAAAAUAACUUUCUUUUGUAGAACAAGGGGGCGGAUAAAAUGCACUGGGAGCAAAUGAUAGCUUUUCAAACAUCUGUUCUUUCUCUCUUCUUUUCUUGAUCAUCUCUCCCCCAGUUUCACAAUCUAAUUGCCAACUUUCAUUAGAUGUUCCACUGCUUGUUUGGGGUAUUUAAAACUCACAAUGCUCAACAAACAAAUUGUUGAGUCUCUUUUUAUUUGGCUAUAGGAUAAGGGCAGAAAUUGUGCUAUUUUUUUGUUUUGUUUGUUUUCAAACCGUUCUCAAAUUGUGCGGAGUAGGUUUGUGAUAAAAACAUUUGCAAUAUAAACCCAUGCGGAGCCUAUCAAGUUGUAGCAAUUGUAAAAUUGACUUAUAGGAUAUGUAACUACAGUGAAAUAUUGGCAUCUUAACCUAUAUUAAUUUAUAUUGAAAAAAAAAGUUUCAGUUUGAGGAUUAAGUAAAACUUUGCAGAAUUGUACAGAAUGAAAUGCACUUUUCUUUGUUUUAAACAAGAAAUUUAUUAAUGGCGGUUAAUAAACUCACUGCCUAAAAAAAUGAGGUAUAAAUAAUUUGGUCUUAUGAGAGACCCAAUAAAGUUGUUAACAAAGAAA
Bombina bombina (fire-bellied toad) is the source of this 2177-nucleotide messenger RNA. It is a transcript of the gene NKX6-1, whose product is annotated as NK6 homeobox 1. The transcript has 3 exons. Gene Ontology annotation, molecular function: RNA polymerase II cis-regulatory region sequence-specific DNA binding; DNA-binding transcription factor activity, RNA polymerase II-specific. The coding region runs from base 1 to 1053 and encodes 350 amino acids. Gene Ontology annotation, biological process: regulation of transcription by RNA polymerase II; cell differentiation. The record is from RefSeq and is a predicted model, not a curated record. Lineage: Eukaryota; Metazoa; Chordata; Amphibia; Anura; Bombinatoridae. Gene Ontology annotation, cellular component: nucleus.